CUUACCUGCGCAACAUCACUUCUAGAUGCUCAAUGGGCUCCAAAGCUCGCGAGCCUCCCGGGAUGGCGUGCAGCGCGUGCUACUACCUGGUCAUCAGCUCCACUCACCUGAGCAAUGGGCACUUUCGGCGCGUCAAGGGGGUCUUCAGAGGACCUCUUUGUCCGACUGCGAGCAGCGACUCCCCGGAAUGCACAGAAAGGGCUUUAGGUUGCUCAGCAGAGGAUCUGAAGUCUCUUUUCUACUGUGAGCUGUGUGACAAGCAGUACCUGAGACACCAGGAGUUUGACAACCACAUCAACUCCUACGACCAUGCACACAAACAGAGGCUGAAGGAGCUGCAGCACAGGGAAUUUGUUCGCAAUGUGGCCUCGAAAUCAUGGAAGGACCAGCGCAAACAGGAGAAGGCUCUCAGACGUCUGCACCAGCUCGCACAGCUUCAACAGGAGAGCCAGCGACUCCCGAGAAGGACUUGUGGACUUAAACGGGCAGUCAGAGCGGUCAGUCAGCAACAAGAUGAAGAUGUGGACCAAAGAAAACGCUGCUCAGAGGACAAUACUAAACCCUAUAACCGGCUCCAGCAAAUCACAGCUAUACGACCCAGAACUCUCAGCCAUAAGUCUGAAAAGUCACACCAGCCUCUUUCACAAAUACCUCUCACCACAGCUCUAAAAAACUCUCCAAUAAUGACUGCAGCACCUCACACAGACUUUCCUGCAGUGCGUCCCCAGCCUUGCCACAGCUUGUGUCCCCAGCUGCCCCUCUCUGCACAGGGGCGAGUGGGAGGCCGACUCGGAGUGUCCUUCUGCUUCUCACGCCGAGGGCCCAGGCUGGAGCCUUCUGCCUCCGUCUUCUCUGACCUGGAGGAGGAGGAGAGAGAGAAGAGGGAGCGAAUGAGAGAACGAGUGAAGGCAAUAAUGGAGGACAUUGGCAGGGAAAUUGGGGACACAGAAGAGAGGAGAACGCCCAGCUCAGACAGUAGCUUACUGCUGCAGCCGAUCUCAGGUGAAGCAAAGCGAGAAGAGGAAGAAAUGGGAAAAACUGAGGUGGUAAAAGAAUGUUUUUCUCCUUCCACUGCAGCCCCUCGUCAUCAGAGUCACGACUUACAAGGCCCACAGACGCAGACCCAGGUGACCAAAUGUGGCACAACACUCCCACGGGUUUACCUGGACCCCAAACAGACAGACUGCGAGACAGAGAAGUCAGAAACAGACAGAGGGGAGGAGGCAAGUCAGUAUCUGUGUGUGUUGGGGAGAGAUGGUUCAACCCGAAUGAAAUGGCCUGUCAGUUUGCUCAAGUUCACCAAGUCUGAACCGCAUGUCUCCUUCAGCUGCAACCCACUCUGCUUGAGUGUUCAACUGCCAGAACAGCUCACCGGGGAGCCACAGGAGUCACAACAAAAUCAGCUGCGCACUCUUUCAGGUGUGCCAACUGCUCCUACACCAGACGCUCGCUCCGGCUCACUAAGACGAGCGAGACGAGCGAGACGUGAGCUGAGAGCGCGUAGACAGAAGAAGCAUGAUGAGGUUUUAAAGCAGGAGCAACGUAUCAGCGUGGAGACAGAAGCGCAUCUGCUCCUCGACGACAAAAACCUUCCACCGUCGGCAGCAAGAUCGCAAAAAGUGGGAUGCGUAAGAAAGGAGAACUGCGAGAGGGCAGCCUCCCAUCCAUCUGACCCCGCUCUGAGUGACAGCUCUGACACAAACUCCCAGAAUCCUCCGGGAGGGAGAUUAGAGGGUGCAAGCGGGAUCAGGAAGAGAGCCAUCACAGGCCUGAGCUGUAAAUUAGAGUCUGUCACCCAGCCUGGCAUGCAGGGGACGUGCAUCAGCCUGUCCAGGUGUGAAUGUGGGAGUGAGACAAAAUGUGAGUGUGCCAGAGCUCCACAGCCACAUGUGGGCGUCCCAAAAGUGUCACACAAACAGAGGAAGAGCAACACAAAGAAGCUGGUGAAAAAGAAGAAGAAGGCGGCUAAGAAGGAAAAGGCCUCAAACAAGCGCCAAUCAGCAAAGUGCAGAGUAAGGAGUGUUGUCUCCACAGUUUGCAGCGCAGGACGAGAGAGAGGAGAAGCUGAAGGGAGGUGGGGGAAGAGAAGGAGGAGAAGAGAGAUGAGGGAGCAUGGAGAAGGCAGCGACUGUCUCCUGGGGGGAUGUGAGACUGAGCCAGUAUCUGUCUCUGUCAGAAAGAGGAGGCCUCAUAGGAGGCACAGCGCUGAAUUCAAGGCGCAGGCAGGCAGCGAGCAGGCAGAACACGCUGCCAUCGACUCCCAGUUCAGCAGACGCACAGCAGACAGAGAUAUGGAGGGGGGGAGGCAGCAAGACGGAGGGGUGGCAACUUUUCCCUGGCGGUCUCUCGUCUCUGUUCGCGCCUUCUCACCAGGACGUAACUCUAAGCUGUUUUGGGAAAGGGGUCACCAUAGCAACCCCAGGAGUUUCAUUGACUGCUGUUACCCUGACAACAGCUGUGGUAGCGGCCCAGCAAAAAAGAGAAAAUUCCUCCGCGGGGACAGGAAAUUCAUUCAUGGAGACGGGUACAGCGAAGUCUGGGAGAGUAAUGGAAGGAAAAUGUUGGGACGCCUGGGCCACAAAGACAGAGGACUGAUGUGGGAGUGGGCAAGAGCUGGAGUUGAGGAGAGAGGCUGGUCAAGGACUGGCUGGAGAAACAGGGCAACAGAGUGGGAUCAUGCGGCAAAGUUCAGCCCAAGUCCCAAAGGCUUGGGAAGGAGACACGGAUGCUUUAAUGUAGAGGAUGCAGACUGGGACAGGUGGACAUGGGGCAGCAGCGAUAGCUGGGAAGAUCUGGGAGUAUGCCCGUCUAUUUCAAGCUCCAAGACUUGUGCUGAUGGCAGAGACACGUGGAGGUGUGCAAGCACCAGACGCUCGAGUUCAAGACACUUCUCGAGCCCUGAGUGGUGGACGAGCCGACAGCUGCGCAGCUGCCAGACCACCAUGGGCAACCAGGGCAGCAGGUGCCACAGCCCACGCUCAUGCAGUCCCUGCAGCAGCACCAGUAUGUCUGAGCUGAGCUGUGAGUGGAGCAAAAGCAGCACCUGCUCAGGAGACACAGUGGAUAGGUUGAUUGCUGGCUCCAGCAGGACAUCAGCAGCAGCUGCAGAAACGUCUCAGGAAGCAAGAAAGCACAGCGGCCCCGUGUCCACACCACCCUUUUGCUCUCGUUCUUCUCUCCAAAAUUCAACACUAAAAGUCUCAAGCCUGAACGCAAAUCUCGGCAACAGAAGUUCUGCACAGCUAAACAACACAAGUCCACAGUCAGAGCGUGUCCACGAACAGUCUGUUUGUCUCACAACGAGCAGCUCAGGCACAGCUCCGCCGCAAAAAACAGCCAGGGUGAUGCUUUUACCGCUUAUCGGAAAACUUCCCGCAAUCCAGAGAAAGGCGAGAAGAGAAAAGGGCCUGCAAAAGAAAGGUUUAGAAGCUGAGCGAGAGGAGGAAGCUAAGAGCUGCAUGGAGGACGCUGGCACGGCUGUUGACAGUCAAAAACGUCUUCUGAACAUUGCUGAGUCAAAUCCAAGCAGGUCCCCAAAUCUCUGCCUGCCACAGAUUAGGACUGAUGACAAACAGGCAGGUGGAGAGACAGCUGCACCAAUCAGCUUUUCGGCUGAGGAGAUGGAGAAAUAUCGCGUCCUGCAAGAGCAGGCGAGAAAGCACAUGCAGAAAAUCCUGGAAAACACACUGGAAAGUGCAAAUCCGCACACAGAGACCAAAUACACACACGAGCCACACACAAGCAGUUAUGUGACGUCUGAUGAACAGUUCAAACCUGCACCUUUGCACAGCCCUGUUCAAACUCAAAUAAUCCAUCCAGACAUGUUGCAAGUCCAACACACCUUCCAUGUUAGUGUCCCUGUGCAACAUGUAACCCCCCAUGAGAGAUUUACACCACCUGUGGCUCUGGGAGUCCCCAACCUCCCCCCUCUUCCACCAUCUCCACCCCUGUCAAAUCUUCAUAUCAUUUUACAACAAGCAGCUCUCUCCAUACCCCACCGCGUGCCUUCCACUUCCAGCUCACCCCCGUCUCCUGCCAUUCACUCACCGUCACCCCCCCGCCUGCCGUCCCUGCCUCAUCCUCUCCACCUCACACCCCUCUCCAUCUCCUCUCUGUUUCCAUCCAUCCUCCUCUCCCAUCAUCCCAUCCCACUCCUGGCCCAGUCCCUGCACGCGUCCCCCCUCACUCCGCUCUCCCCACUAGCCCUACAACCUUUGAACUCACAGCCUUUCCUGGACACAUCAUGGCCAGUCAGGUUCCAACAGAAGGCAAUAUGAAUUUUAUAGAGUGGCUGCCACGUUUAUCAGUUUUUCUUGGCAGUGCUGUCCAGUGAAAAAAAACAUGAGGGAACGGUUGACAAAAAAAAGCCUG
Nematolebias whitei (Rio pearlfish) is the source of this 4371-nucleotide messenger RNA. Its product is annotated as G patch domain-containing protein 8. Gene Ontology annotation, cellular component: nucleus. The transcript is spliced from 4 exons. The coding region runs from base 33 to 4277 and encodes 1414 amino acids. NCBI's taxonomy places the organism in Eukaryota, Metazoa, Chordata, Actinopteri, Cyprinodontiformes, Rivulidae. The record is from RefSeq and is a predicted model, not a curated record.